UCAGAAAGCCCCACCCGCCUCCGCCGGCGGCGUCAGCGGUGCACGCAACCAGCUCGCUCAGUCUCGAUCGCUACGGUCCGUGAAGUGUGUCUCGUAACCGUGACGACCGAUAGUGUUGUGAAGACGAGUGAAUGUGCGAUGCUCGGACGGUGAUCGAAGCAUGGUGAAUUACGUCAAUCCGCUCGCCAUGUACCAAGGCAAGGGCGGGCAGUACGGCGGCAGCUGGUAUGGCUGGCAACAUCAAAACUUUGAGGAGCAGCAAUGGUGCGCUUGGAACGGGGCGCCGACGGCUGGAGGAGAAUGGGCGCCCGAUCCACACCAUUUCCCUAAAAGAGAACCGGGAGAUAGGGAAAUUACGGAUAUCCCGUCACCUGCACGAGGCGAUCUGGCCAGCCCUGGAGAAGGCUCGCCCGGAUCGAGACCAGCACAGCCGCCGGCUCCACCGCGUUCGCCGUAUGAAUGGAUGAAAAAACCUAACUACCAGACACAACCCAACCCAGAAUGCGUCAGUCCUCUGCUGGGCAAAGGCCAAGUCAAGGCUUUGACGCACCCUUUGGGCACCGCGCACCAUAACGCUGCCAGUUCUCCUACCGGCGAUGAACAUCUUAUUGCUUGUAAAACGCGCACAAAGGACAAGUAUCGAGUGGUGUACAGUGACCAUCAAAGACUUGAGCUAGAGAAGGAGUUUCAUUACAGCCGGUACAUCACAAUACGGCGGAAGGCUGAGCUUGCUGCUAGUUUGGGCCUUUCGGAAAGACAGGUGAAAAUUUGGUUUCAAAACCGUCGCGCGAAGGAGCGCAAACAGGUGAAAAAACGGGAAGAGGUAGUCAUGAAAGAGAAGGGUGAUCAUGCUUCACUUCAGCAUGCCCAAUUACAUCACGCCACGAUGCUCCACCACCAGCAGAUGAUGAACGGCAUGAUGCAUCAUCAUCAUUAUCAUCAAGGGGUCUUACAAGGGGUCCCCGAGCCUCUAGUGCCGGGGGUCCCACCAGUGCCGUUACUGUGACCACAUCAGCAAGACUACUACUCCCAUGAUUACGCAUAGUGAUCGUAAAGACACCAGUGCUUACCUACAAAGGUAUACGUUACUAUUGUACAUUACAGUGGGUUUUCUCUUCAAUAUGACUUAUGAAUAUGUGAUAGUCUAGUGCAAUCCUCUCGGGAAAAUUAUAACGAGUGUUUAAUUUUGUUAUAACUAAUUACAUUGUACAUUCAAUCUGUUGAUUGAAACUGAACAUUUUAGUGUUCCGAUUUUUUCCUCUACUGUGAGUAUGUUUUUAAUGUGUUUUUUAAAUAAAUUAGUGGCCAGACGUCAGUACCAGUACGGAAAAAGUUCUUACGCUAAAAUUAAUACUCAUUUUUGAAAUCAUUUAUCGAAAAAUGUAGUUCAGCUUUAACAAAACUUUAACCGUUUGAGACGUGCGCGGCGCGCGGCGUCAUGCUUGAUGCGUUUACUCGAAGAGGUCAUUUUAAUUUGAUGUGUAAUCGUCACUGUAAAUAUAGAUUUCUAUAUUUUUAUAUUAUUGUAAUAAUUAAGAUUAUUGAAUUAAUUAUAUUUUAAGAGGUUGGAGUAUAUUACCCAAUGCUGUAAGCGCUAUUUUUGUGCAUAAAAUUAUUUGGUUAAAAUGAUGUUAUUUAUUUAAUUUUCAAACGUUGAUUUUGUCAAUUGUUUUCAUUUCUUUGUUCAGAAAUCGUUCAAUAAAUUGAUCUUCGUUAAUAAAUCGUAGCGAAUCUCAUACGUUUUAUUGAAUUAAAAUGUAUUAUGAAAAUACGAUUUUCUGUUAAAAAAAAUCGAGCGUUUCCAGCAUUGAGAAAUAGUUUGAUUUUUUACGUUGAAUGAGAUUAUUUCUAGUUAUAGUUGUUCUGUAAAUAAUAGCUUGUAAUUAGAUUAACUUAUGCCUGUUUCGUAUAAUUAUACACAGCAUUAUAUAAUAAAUACACUCGAUUCACGGUACGAAUUAUAUUGUAAUUGUAAUAUCAACAUUGCCUUUGAAAAUGUUUUGUGUAAUUUAAUUUAUUAAUUAAAAACAAAUGGUAGGUAACUAACAGUAUACGGUAGAAAUAGGUGAACUGAUUUCGUUGAUUUGUGAUAUUCAAUAAUAUGAUUAAUGUCAAGUUGGUGCUAAUAGUGUUUUCUUCAGGAUUAUACUUCUUUUCAAUUUGCAUUCAAAAAAUAUUUCUUUUUGUUUUUUUUUAGUACAAUUUUUAAUAAAAUGACGAUAACAUCAGUAAUGUGCGCUUGUUGUAAAAAUGUUGUGUUGUUGUUUGGAUCGUUUGUGAACACAAAAAAUUGUUAGUACCUAAGUACGCGGCACUAUCACGAAACACAUUUGAUAAAUUAA
Diatraea saccharalis (sugarcane borer) is the source of this 2342-nucleotide messenger RNA. The record is from the annotation of a GenBank genome assembly. Lineage: Eukaryota; Metazoa; Arthropoda; Insecta; Lepidoptera; Crambidae.